This is a messenger RNA of Epinephelus lanceolatus (giant grouper), 2950 nucleotides long. Lineage: Eukaryota; Metazoa; Chordata; Actinopteri; Perciformes; Serranidae. The record is from RefSeq and is a predicted model, not a curated record.
AGUCAGGUUUAAACUCUCUGAAAAACCAUCAAGUCUCUGUCAGUGAUUUGGUUGUUGGUGAGAAACGAUUUAGCUGCUCUGAGUGUGGGAAAAGAUUUGGUAAAAGUGGAGAGCUGAAGAGACACAUGAGAUCUCAUACUGGAGAGAAACCAUUUGGCUGCUCUGAAUGUGGCAAAAGUUUUGGUAAAAGUGGAGAUCUGAAGAGACACAUGAGAUCUCAUUCAGGAGAGAAACCAUUUAGCUGCUCUCAGUGUGGCAAAAGCUUUGCUCAAAAUGGAUGUCUGAAGAAACACAUGAGAUGUCAUACAGGAGAAAAACCAUUUAGCUGCUCUGAGUGUGGCAAAAGCUUUUCUCAAAAUGGAAGUCUGAAGGAACACAUGAGAUGUCAUACAGGAGAAAAACCAUUUAGCUGCUCUGAGUGUGGGAAAAGAUUUGGUUACAGAGGAGAUCUGACGAAACACAUGAGAUGUCAUUCAGGAGAGAAACCAUUUAGCUGUUUUGAGUGUGGAAAAAGAUUUAGUCGAAAGUUAACUCUGAAGACACACAUGAGAUCUCAUACAGGAGAGAAACCAUUUAACUGCUCUGAGUGUGGCAAAGGCUUUGGUCAAAAGGGAGAUCUGAAUAGACACAUGAGAUGUCAUACAGGAGAGAAACCAUUUAACUGCUCUGAGUGUGGCAAAGGCUUUGGUAAAAGUGGAGAUCUGAAGAUACACAUGAGAUGUCAUACAGGAGAGAAGCCAUUUAGCUGUUCAAUUUGUAGGAAAUCAUUUACAAAAAAUGCACAUUUACAGAUACACGUAAAAAUUCAUGACUAGAGAAACAGCCAGUCAGUCAACUGGUGGGAGUGUGCUCACAUGUCUGCCAUGAGCGAUGCAGAGAGCAGAGAAGAAUUAGAAAUGUGCGACCAUGUAGAGGCAGAAAUGACAUGCCACACAGUUUUAGACAGGUCCUCAGACUCUGUAGUGACAACAACCAAAGCAGCCAGAUCCACAGUGGCCUUUAUGAAAGAUCUAAACCUCUGUGACACCUGGAGACACUUUCACCCCACAACUAGAGACUACUCCUUGUAUUUGUGUCUUCAUAAUUUUUUUUCUUACAUCUUACCAACUAACCCAUAGAGUUAUGGAAAUUGAAUAUUUAUUGAGGAUCAUGUCAGACCAUUCCCCACUGACACUCUCAUUGUUAAUACUUGAAAAAAUCCAGGGACCAUACACGUGGUAGCUGGAUCCAACUUUGCUCAAAGAAGCUGUGAAACAAACUGUGCCUCUUCUCCUAGUAGCUUUGUAUUGUGGGACACAAUGAAAGCCUUCUUAAGAGGGCAGAUAAUUUCUUAUACCAAUGGUUUAAAGAAAAAAUACAUGGCUGAGGGAGACCUGCUAAACUUGAGUAAACAAAUAGCUCAAAUAUAACUUCUUGAACACACACAGAAUAGAAAUAAAUAUUCUUUGAACCAAACACAGAUGCUAUGAAUUGGGGGGAAAGGCAUUUACUGUUUAGAAAGUUGAAGAAAUAUGAACUAGCUUACCAGAUGCAUCAAAGAAAAGAGCCAAUGCUUCACUUGUGGUCAGCUUAGCCCUCUUUUUCUCGGGGGCUGCCAACUUGUAUUUAGUGUCAAAAAUGCCUAAGUCAAAUCGAUGACUUGGGCAGAUAGUGAUUAUGGAAUGUAACAAGCACUCUGAUUAGCUGUAGAUAUAGCCAGUAAGGCACAGUGACUCAGCAGCCUAAUGAGAGUAGAGUUAGGCAGAUAUCUCAAUUUGGCCAAAAUAUGACUUAGGCAAUUAUGCUAUGAGGCUUACGAUAUGUAAUUAUUCUUUCAUCCCAUAGUAUUUUUGUUUGUUUUUCUUUUGUUGUUUAACUGUGUAUCUUUUAUUGUUGAGUUUUAGUGGGAAUAAGUUGUACUGUUCUUGUGAAAUUAAAAAUUGAAAAUAAAAUGUUCAAAAAAAGAAAUUACAUGCCACGGUGUAAAUAAGAUAAAUAACAUAAGGUCAUUUAGUUUGUUCUGUGGAGUCUGGUUGCUUUUAGGAGAGCAUCAUGUAACUGCAUCAGUUUUCAGUUGUAAAGGGCUGUCUGACAGCAUGGUUAGGUCUUGAAAAUACUUUUAAUAUAGUGUCCACUUAAACUGAUGUGGAUAUAGUUUAGGUGACCCUGUUUUUAUGUGGAUAAGAUAGGUUUUGCUGCCACACGUCACCAGACUCCUUUGAUAGAAAAAGCCCUUUUUUCUACCUAGCUCCCAUGCCUUUUUUAGUCUCUUUUGGGUCCGUCUGAAUCAUUCUGUGUCCCCUCUUGAAAUUCAGAGGUUUUACAGGUUCACAAAGACAGUGCAUGUGGAACUCUUCGUUGGUUGUUUUAGUUGUGUUUCUACUUAGCAGCAGUAGUAUGAGUCAUGGGGUGGAUAACUGAUCAAGAGCUCCAAUCAGAGCUGAUCUGAUCGAUGGAUGAGAGGAGCAGCUGCUGCAGAGGCGAGUGAAAGCAAGGGAAGUAAUAAAGCAACUCAGGACAUAAAAUAAGCACAGCAGAAAUGUCAGACAGGAUGAACCAUGGUGUUAAACUAUAUAUCUUAAAAUGUUUCAGUCAUGGCUGAAAAUAACAGAAAUAAACAGGUUUGCUGAAUUCACAUAUCACUGCAAUUCACAACAGUUUGCAGUUUCUACCUGGAAGGUUUAUAUCAAGGUCACGGUGAUUCAGUCUGCGAAGUUGCAUCAAUAUCCAUGUAAGCAUAUGAUGUCAUCUGGAGACUUUAAGUGACUUUUUGGAGCAAGUGCUAGCUACUUUCAUUGGAAAAGAGUUGGCAGCUCUGCCCUACGAAAAAAGUUAUACUGAUGGAUUAUGUGUGAAAGGUUUGAUUUUAUUUCCUGAAUGUUACACUUAUGGACUAUCUGUGUAAACUGCCCAUCAAGAUAUUGAAGGGGAAUUAAUGUUUUUUGCAACCUGGGCCCUAUUUUCCGAUCUA